UAAACUAAAUCUUGAAUCUAUUACGAGUAGUACUUUUCACAUUGUAAUUCCAAUAUGGUUAUCUUUCUCGUUUUCUUUGUUGUGUUGAUUUCUACCAGUAUCAUGAUUCGUUACAGGACAAGUACUAGUAGUCGUCAUCUUCCUAUCGAUUGGCCUGUUGUUGGCAUGACGCCGGAUAUCCUCCCAAACGUUCAUCGAAUACAUGAUUUCGCUACUAAUUUUCUCAAACUGAGUCAUGAUGCCACAUUCUUACUCAAAGGUCCUUGGUUUGCCAAUAUUGACAUGCUAUUCACCUCCAACCCUGCCAACAUUCACCAUAUGUUGAGCAAGAACUUCCCUAACUAUCCAAAAGGUCCUGAUUUUCGUAACAUUUUUGAUAUACUUGGAGACGGUAUCUUCAACUCUGAUCACGAGUUAUGGGAAAUUCAUAGAAAAACAACCAUGACCUCUGUAUUCAAGCACCCUGACUUUCAUACUCUCCUUGAAACAAAUAUCAUCAACAAAAUCAACAAAGGGCUUCUUCCACUUCUUGAAUCCGUCUCAUUGAAUAACCUUGAGACGGAUUUGCAAGAAAUAUUUCAAAGGUUCACUUUUGAUGCUAUAUGUUUAUUGCUUUUAGAUUAUGACCCUCAAAGCUUGUCCCUGGAUUUACCUAUCAUUCCAUGUGAGAAAGCCUUCACAUACGCUGAAGAAGCUCUCUUGUGGAGACAUUUUUUGCCAGAAAAAGUUUGGAAGUUGCAACGAAGAUUUGGAUUAGGGAAGGAGAAAAAGAUGAAUGAAGCUUGCAAGGCUUUUGAUGAUUUCAUAUACAAGUGCUUGUCUCAACAAGAGGAAGAGGAUAACAAGACCGGGUUGUUAAAUUCUUUGAUUAGAGGUUUUGAAGGACAAGUUAGCGGCACUUCUGAUUACUCGAGAAAGUUUGUAAGAGAUACGAUAUUGAAUCUGAUGAUUGCCGGGAGGGACACCACAAGCACUGCUCUUUCCUGGUUCUUUUAUCUUCUGGCCCAAAACCCGAGCGUGGAGGAGAAGAUUCGAGAGGAGAUUGAGAAUCAUUUAAGUAGUGGGUCGGAAAAGAAAAGUAGUCUAGAUGCAAAAGAGUUAGGAGAACUAGCUUAUCUUCAUGGAGGUAUAUGCGAAGCGUUGAGGAUGUAUCCACCUGUUGCAUUGGAACAUAAGUCUCCAUCUGAGCCAGACAUCCUUCCAAGUGGUCAUGUUGUAGACAAACACACGAGGAUAAUUCUGUCUUUUUAUUCGAUUGGAAGAAUGGAAGAGAUAUGGGGGGAUGAUUGCCUGGAAUUUAAGCCAGAGAGGUGGAUUUCUGAUCAAAGUGGGAGGAUAAAGCAUGUGCCGUCUUAUAUUUUCACAGCGUUUCAUGCCGGGCCAAGGACAUGUUUGGGUAAAGAAAUGGGUUUGAUUCAGAUGAAAAUGGUGGCGAGUGCCGUCAUUUGUAAUUACCAUGUGGAAUUGGUGGAGGGUCAUAAGGUUUGUCCCAGUGAUUCCAUUAUACUUCAGAUGAAAUAUGGUUUAAAGGUGCGGCUUUUCCCAAUCAACAAGGUCGGAUCAGAGCAGGCUUGCUGUACUGCGAGCAACUGAUAAUUACUGAAUAUUGAAACGUCUCCAUAUUAGACUUGUUAAAACUACUAUCAGUAGUUAAGUUAUCAUCUUUUUCGAAUAAUAUUGCAGAUUUGACA
This is a messenger RNA of Erigeron canadensis, 1691 nucleotides long. RefSeq names its product alkane hydroxylase MAH1-like. NCBI's taxonomy places the organism in Eukaryota, Viridiplantae, Streptophyta, Magnoliopsida, Asterales, Asteraceae. Gene Ontology annotation, molecular function: iron ion binding; monooxygenase activity; heme binding. Bases 55 to 1593 code for a protein of 512 amino acids. The transcript is spliced from 2 exons. The record is from RefSeq and is a predicted model, not a curated record.